ACACACACGUGACAGAAGAUGACAGCGUGCCAUUCAAAGACAUAAGAAAUUCUGACUUAACCAAUAACCAUAUAGGUAACAGACGGUCAGACGGAUCAAUGUAUCACGAAAUGAAUUAUGGGAAGCACGAUUAUGGUAAUCACUUUCAUGAUUCACGCUAUGCCUCUGCCGGAAGUAUGGAUAUAUACAGACACCAUGAUGGUAUCAGCUUAAUAGGCAGCAAUGCAUCUAUUAUAGGAAUGUCUAAUAUACCAAUUUUCAAAGUUUGGACAUGUAGACGCACAAGGCGAAAGUUUAUCAAAGCUGAAAAUCUGGCAGUUCUUCAGAGGAAAGCUGCCACCAUAUACCAGUACGACAAUCCCGUACGUCUUACAUUGGAGGAGGACGGAACUGAUGUAGAUAAUGACGAGAUUCUAGCGUCUUGUAUGGGAAAGAUAUUAGUUGUAUUGGCUAGAAAUGAACACUGGGUAGAUCGCUCAGGUGUUUCUAAUCUCCCAAUACAAAAGUACACAUUUGAUGUUUGCUCCCACAAUCGAACAUUACGGAAAUUGGUGCUAGCAGAAAACCUGAAAGACUUGAUUCAUCAAGCACCAGCAUAUUUUGGUUACAUCGUUAAUGAAAUCUGCCUUGAAGACGACGGUACAACGAUUGGGGACGAUGAUAUCCUCAUUUCUAUGUCGAACCAAACAGUAAUGGCCCUUGGUAAAGAUGAAAGUUGGACGCCGGCUACAGACAAAAUGGUUGAAAUAGAAAAUAAAGAAGCUACAAUAUCUACGGAUACACCGACACUGAGCGACCUUUCAUUUAAAGUAUGGUCAGAAGAUCAAAGUAAAAAGAAGAUGAUUAAAGCUGAAAAUUGCAUUGAUUUGCACGUUAAAGCAUCAAAAGAAUUAGGACUCGAAAUGCCAAUCCAGAUCCGUGUUAAAGAUGAAGACAUUGUCAUAAGUACGGACAUAGUGUUACAGACAAACGUAGGAAAGAUCUUAAUCGCUUCUGAAAGGAACGCCCCUAAAUGGUUGAAGACAAUUAAAUCAUCGUAUACACUUCCGAAUGACAGUCAGAACGAUUAUAAUUCUGCUGAUUUGAAUGGAUAUUCGAGUGUUGAACAACUACAACGAACCGAUGCCCCUAGUGAGACUAGAUCUCAUGAUUAUGGUCCAAUGAGGCAACCAUACAUUUCCAAUCAGCAGGCGGUUAAAUCAACAGAUUUUAAAAACAAUGGAAAGCAAAUAUACUUUGACGCCAAUAUAGACCGCAAACAAGUUUCAGAAAAAGACCCUGAUAUAGUUCAGUCCACACAGUUUUCUAUGCCUUCUAGAUAUGAAUCCGAAAACCCCCUUUAUACUAAUAGAAAUAUUUCAGAAGGACUACGUAAUGCAUUGGGGCAAAGCCAUCCAAGAAAAACUCAAAAGGACAAGCAUAUUUAUAAAGACGUUACAGAGUCAUAUGAUGACCCAGCAAACAGAGAAAAGGUGAGGAAUUAUAAAGAUUUUGACAAUUCUAAUGAUUUACCUUAUUCUGAUUUAACCCCAUCCUAUCAGCUAAAUUUUGGAAAGCCAGACAAAUCUGAUCAAAUGAUACCUGAUGAGGAAAGGAGUAACGAGCUGCCAUAUUCCGACCUCGAACCUUCGCAUAAGAAGAACAGUCGCAAAGGAAACAAUUUCGAUGUGCUGAGAAAACAAAAUAUGAAGAAAGGAAGUCACAAUGACCACGAUUCAGAAUCAGAAUACGGUCAUAAGCAGUCUUCGUUAUUUCGUCAGCCAUCUUUUCUUGUAACAGGUGGUGCUAAACAGUCUAAUGAUAGUGAUGUCUUGUUCUAAUUUGUAAAAUUGACGAAUUAAUUGCAACAUUUGCAAUAAUCAGUAAAAUCAUUUUAUAAUAUUUUAUCCGGACUGUAAUAUUAUGCAAUCAUAUUUAUAUUUCCUACACCUGGUUUCAAUCAAGGGAAAGACAUGUAAGUUUCCCGUCGUCUUCAUUUUGCGAAAUUGCUAUUGCAGCUUUGUUGAUACAUUUGUUAUCAAACAUUGUCA
This is a messenger RNA of Mytilus californianus (California mussel), 2030 nucleotides long. RefSeq lists its product as uncharacterized. The transcript has 7 exons. Lineage: Eukaryota; Metazoa; Mollusca; Bivalvia; Mytilida; Mytilidae. The coding region runs from base 99 to 1820 and encodes 573 amino acids. The record is from RefSeq and is a predicted model, not a curated record. Gene Ontology annotation, biological process: regulation of apoptotic process; apoptotic process.